Molecule: messenger RNA, 969 nt
Organism: Chelonus insularis
Lineage: Eukaryota; Metazoa; Arthropoda; Insecta; Hymenoptera; Braconidae
Gene: PolZ2
Product: DNA polymerase zeta subunit 2
Exons: 4
Coding region: 192-815 (207 amino acids)
Cellular component (GO): zeta DNA polymerase complex
Source: RefSeq, a predicted model, not a curated record
AGUUUUGAUACAGUCGGUAUAAUAAUUUUCUUUAUUUUCAAAAGUCGAUAACAAACUAAGUUACUUUAUCAAGUAUCAUAUGAAAAUGAUAUGUUGACAACAAAAUUGUCAAACUCAUUUUAUUAUCUCUAAAAUAAAUAAAUUAAAUACAAUGUGCAAAUGUAUAAUAUACAAAUAAAUUAUUCGUUCUAAUGUCUCGAUGUCAGAUAGUAAGCAUUGACAUUCUUGCGGAAUUUUUAGAAAUAGCUUUUCAUGGAAUACUUUAUAUUAGAAAUUUGUAUCCACAGGAGAUAUUCACUAAAAAAAAAAUAUACAGUACUGGAAUAUUUAUAUCUGAACACCCCGAGAUCAAUGAAUACAUCAGAAAUGUAAUACAAACUAUAAGAGAAUUGUUAUUACAAAGUGAAGAAAGUAUUAAAAAAAUAAAUUUUGUUUUUCUUGAUAAAGAAAAAAAACCGCUAGAAACAUUUGUUUUUGAUUUGUAUAAUUUUCGACUUGAUGGCAGGGAGAAAGAUUCGUAUUUUUUAAAAACAGAAAUGGCUAUGAGAGAAUUUUAUCUCAAAUUGAUGGCAUCGCCAAAUUAUUUAAAAAAAUUACCAGAAGAUUCUUCAUUCAUAAUAGAAAUAGAAACACAUGAAGCAGCUCAUAUUGGACUCAGUGAAAAUGAGAAAUGUCAAGAAUUUCCUUGGCUCAUAAAAGAACUUAGUGAUAAUAGCAACAAUACCACAGCUAAUUUAUUAUUACCUCUUUCUACAUUUAAGACUGAAUAUUUAGGAUUACAAGUAUUUGUAGUAACAUCUGAUAAUCAACGAUGAACUUUUAUAUUUACAAAAUUGCUUUUGAAUUAAAUUUUCUGCAAUUACUUUUUAGUAAAAUUUUCCUGCACUAGAGUGCUAUAAAAUACAUACAUAUAUCUGUACUUAACUUCUCCGCGUGGAUAACCUAAAAAAUAAGUUAAACAUUAUUGAC